Messenger RNA from Hydra vulgaris (swiftwater hydra), 984 nucleotides. RefSeq lists its product as uncharacterized. The record is from RefSeq and is a predicted model, not a curated record. Gene Ontology annotation, cellular component: nucleus. NCBI's taxonomy places the organism in Eukaryota, Metazoa, Cnidaria, Hydrozoa, Anthoathecata, Hydridae. Gene Ontology annotation, molecular function: DNA binding.
AUGGGGCACUUUGAUCCUCCGAUCAAUGAGCCCCGCAUAGUCAACGAUCACUGUGCCCCAUUAGGUACAGUUGAUAUAUUGAUGCCAAUAACUUCUAUAAAUACAGCGGAAGAAGAUGAACUUUCAACUUAUCUUCGUCAAGCAUCUGAUAUGCAUUUUGGACUUAAUGUUAGAGAAACAAAGCAACUUCCAUAUCAAUAUGCAAUUAAUAACGGAAUUAAAAUACCAGAAAACUGGAAAAAGAGUGAUACUGCUGGAACUAAAUGGUUUUAUUUAUUCUUAAAUCAUACAAAAUUAUCAAUUUGUAUGCAAGAGGCUACCAGCAUUAGUAGAACAACUAGUUUCAAUCGCACCAAUGUAGAUACCUUCUUCAAAAACCUUGACAGGGUACAGAAGCGCUAUAAAUUUUCUGCUGAUUACAAUUACAGUAUUGAUGGAACAGCUCUUAUAACUGGUCAUAAGCCAGUGGUUGCGGGUAAAGAAGUAAAGCAAGUAGGACAGGUAACUUCUGCUGAAAAGGGAAUCCUAGUUACAAUGGUUAAUUGUAUAAUUGCUCUUGGAAAUACUAUUCCACCGUUUUUGAUAUUUCCCCGUACCCACUUUCGUAGCCACAUGCUUAAAGGUGCACCAACAGGUACCAAAGGUGAUGCUAAUCCUAGUGGAUGGAUAAAUACAGAAAUAUUUUUGAAAUGGUUUGAUCAUUUUGUGCAGGAAGGACAUCGUAGCCAGCAUCAUCCAAUACUUUUAAUAAUGGACAACCACAAAAGUCAUAUACCGAUUGAAUUGAUGGAUAAAGCUAAGGAAAGUAAUGUUGUGCUCUUGACAUUGCUACCCCAUUGCAGCCACAAACUCCAACCACUUGACAGAUCAGUAUUUGAGCCAUUAAAGAAGUUUUACAGUUCAGCAUGUGAUUCAUGGUUAAAGGCACAUCCAAAUACUCCUAUGACGAUAUAUGACAUUUCUGAAAAUUUAGGAACAGCUUAG